AUGCCGCCGCCGCCACCUCCUCCGCCGUCAAGGCGAGCCGAUCCUAAGGGCUCAAUUGCCCCGAAUAAGGAAGAGAACAUCUACAUCCCCUCUUUCAUUGCCAAGAAGCCCUUCUAUGCUGGUGGCGAUGACGACACAGACUACCUAGAGCAUCAGCGGUUACAGAAGCAGAAGAAAGACUCAGCAUGGUACGACCGAGGGAAGAAGGGUGUCGCAUCCACCAAGUACCGAAAGGGCGCCUGUGAGAACUGCGGCGCCAUGGGCCACAAGAAGAAGGACUGCCUGGAGCGGCCAAGGAAGAUUGGCGCCAAGUACUCGGGCAAGAACAUUCAGGCGGACGACGUGGUCCAAGAGGUCGAGCUAAGCUGGGAUGCCAAGCGCGACCGAUGGAAUGGCUACGAUGCGAAGGAGUAUCGCCAUGUUGUGGAGGAAUUCAACCAGAUGGAGGAACUGCGCAAACAACUCAAGGCGAACAAGGCCGAGGGCGGUGAUGAUGGGGAGCAGGAAGAGGAUGACGACAAAUACGCCGAGGAUGUGGAUAUGAGCAAGCACCAGCCUACGUCAACUCGGCAACUGAGAAUACGAGAAGAUACGGCGAAAUAUCUGCUGAACUUAGAUCUCGAAUCCGCAAAGUACGACCCUAAAACAAGAUCGAUGGUGGAUGCUGGUGCGACAGUUGAUAAGGCGGCUGAACUAUUUGCAGAAGAGGGAUUCAUGCGCUCGUCUGGAGAUGCGGCAGAAUUUGAAAGGGCACAGAAAUAUGCAUGGGAGACACAAGAGAAAACGGGUGAUACAGGUCAGCAUCUACAGGCCAACCCGACUGCCGGAGAGUUCUACCGUAAAAAGGAGAAAGAAGAAGCAGAAAAGAAACGUGCAGAGCGAGAGAGAUUACUCCGUGAGAAGUAUGGUGACGACGCAUCCACCAUGCCUGCAGCUCUCAAGGAUAUGGCUGUCACAGAGUCAGAGAGAUACGUUGAGUAUGAUGAAAUUGGCCUCAUCAAGGGAGCUCCGAAGACGUCUGCGAAGUCCAAAUAUCCGGAGGAUGUCUACAUCAACAAUCAUACAUCCGUAUGGGGUAGUUGGUGGUCAAAUUUCCAAUGGGGAUAUGCAUGCUGUCAUUCUCUCAUCAAGAACAGCUAUUGCACUGGUGAAGAGGGCAAGCAGGCAUGGGAGGCAGCAGAGCGCCAAAGAACGGGCGUAGGCUUGGCCGAGGAAGUCUCUGUCGAGCAGUCAGUCGAGGAGAAGCAGGAAGAGCCUGAAAAGACUACUGUACAGAAGCGUACAAGGGACGAAAUGCUCGGUGGUGUCACUGAAGAGGAAAUGGAGGAAUACCGUCGUAAAAGAAUGGCCACUGAUGACCCAAUGGCGAAGUUUCUCGGGAAGGAUGAGCUUGUACAUUAA
This is a messenger RNA of Phaeoacremonium minimum UCRPA7, 1401 nucleotides long. Its product is annotated as putative pre-mrna-splicing factor slu7 protein. The transcript has a single exon. Bases 1 to 1401 code for a protein of 466 amino acids. The record is from RefSeq and is a predicted model, not a curated record. Gene Ontology annotation, biological process: mRNA splicing, via spliceosome. Gene Ontology annotation, molecular function: pre-mRNA 3'-splice site binding; zinc ion binding. NCBI's taxonomy places the organism in Eukaryota, Fungi, Ascomycota, Sordariomycetes, Togniniales, Togniniaceae. Gene Ontology annotation, cellular component: spliceosomal complex.